Molecule: messenger RNA, 1205 nt
Organism: Episyrphus balteatus (marmalade hoverfly)
Lineage: Eukaryota; Metazoa; Arthropoda; Insecta; Diptera; Syrphidae
Product: vitellogenin-1-like
Exons: 5
Coding region: 54-1205 (383 amino acids)
Molecular function (GO): lipase activity
Source: RefSeq, a predicted model, not a curated record
GUUUAAUCUUCUCAAACUCUUAUCACCUCGGAUUAGAUUGUUAUCUUAUCAAGAUGAAAUUUGCUGCUAUAACUAUCUUCUUUUCAUUGAUCCUUUUACAUAGUUCUGAAAGUGCUAUUACUUUUGGAGAUAUUUUAACAGGUUCAAAAGAUACUCUAAUUGGUGUUGUAAGUAAUGUAGGAACUUUGAUUCCUACCCCUACCCAAUUUUUUAGUGGUACAAAGAACCUUCUUGCCGGAUAUCCAAUCGAAGUUGUAUCAACAGCAAUUAAUGAAGUUUGCUCAACAUUGAUGUAUUCAGACUCAAUUACACCAAAAAUUAUGCCCGAUUUAAAAACAAUGAAUUUUCAAUUCAUAACUCCAUGUCAAAAAUACCUCAUUCCAAUUCUUAGUCCUGGUGAUCUUUUGAAAAUUGGAGCUUUUGAUUUUUCCAAGAAAACUGUGAUAUUAGUUACUGGAUGGAGAACAACAAUUGAUAAUUCGGAUACAAUAGUCGAACUAUCCAAGGCAUACAAUUGUCGAGGCGGUGUUAACUUUAUUGCAAUUGACGUUGCAUCUGCUGUUGAUACCCUUUUCACCUGGUCAGCUCUGAAUACGGAAAAACUUGGUGAAUACUUGGGACAAGCUUUAGCCGAUUUAGUUAAAUAUAUCCCAGUGGAAAGUCUUCAUCUGAUUGGACAUAGUUUAGGAGCUCAUAUUGUUGGUGCUGCAGGACGUACAUUCACCGAAAUUACCGAACAAAAAUUACCACACAUAACUGGUUUGGAUCCAGCCAAACCAUGUUUCAAUGAAGGCGAGAAUCUGUCAGGUCUUAUGAGAGGUGAUGCCCAGUUCAUAGAUGUCAUUCACUCUAAUCCAGGUGUAUUGGGUAAACGAGACCCCACGGGAGAUGUAGAUUUUUAUCCCGAUGGGCUUGCACCAUUGCCAAAAGGAUGUCUUACUGUAACUUGUGCUCACUCUAGAGCUUGGGAAUACUACGUUGAGAGUGUUUAUCCAGGAAAUGAAUUCAAUUUUAUGGCUUACCGCUGUAAUUCGUUGUUGAAACUUCAACAAGGCCGAUGUUCAAGAAAUAUUGCGACACCAAUGGGUUAUGCUUCAGUAAAUAGUUUAAAAGGUAACUAUUUCCUUGAAGUGCGUGGUUCAUCACCAUUUGGUUUGAAUGGUAAUAAAACACGAGAUGAGGCAAAUGCUAUGUGCGGUGAAUAA